AUGGAGAAAAUCACUGCUGCAUUAAAUAAAGAACUUACAAGGAUAAAUGAGAUGAAUAAAUCACCAGAAAUAAAGAAAGAAGAGAUUUCACAACUCACAAAUCGAGUCAAAAGAGUUGAUCUUGUAAAUACAUUCAAAAUUAAAAAUGUCGAUGGUGUUUACCAACCACAUAUUACUUUCAAAGAUGAUUCAAACACUACUUACAAAUACAACUUAGGUUUUCAACGAACAAAGUGUGGUCUUGGUUUGGAUGCUGAUUUGAAAGCUUUAAACAAUGGAAAAGUUGCCGAACUUAAUGCAACACUUAACAGUCUCCUUACACAUUCAUUUACUGCAAAAUAUAUUAUUAAUAAACCAGAGAAACUCGACUUUUCAUCAAAUGUCAUCCCAGCAACAAUCUUUUCAAUCCGAAGACAAAACAGACAAUACCUAUCUGAGAAAUACAAAUUAUUUUCUGUCAAAACUCUUUCUAAUGACCCAAUAAACUCUUAUCGCCUUAGAUUCAUAAGAAUUGCUCAAAAGAAACGAUCAUCACAGACACCAGCCAAUCUAGUAUCAGAUCCAGAGAAAUACAAUGUAUUAUCUUUCACUUAUUUCAAUUAUUUCGAAAAAUUAUUAUUUUCAAAGACUUCAAUUGGUAUUGUUCACUCACCAAACCACAUCCAACCAUUUUUAACGAGUGAGCUUAAGUUUAAUUACAAUUUUGAUGAUACUUACUCGUUAUAUUUCGGUUCAGGAAAGAUUUUCUCUUACCAGACGCUUCCGACCUUGGAAAGGUUCCACUACAUCGCUCCUUUGUUCGCACAGAACGUCGAUAGCGAAAAAUUCGGUAUAAACAACGGAUCUUUCAUUGCGGCAUGCGAUCAUUAUUUUUCAGCCGGAUUCAGCGCCAGAUUCCUUGCCGAUGAGUGGUUAUUACAAUGUGAUACGCAGAUGGUCAUUGGCGGACUUUCGAAACCAAGAUUAACCGAACUCCCUGGUUCUUGCACUGACUGCUUCACUUCUGUGAGAGUAGCACGUACAGUAUUCGGAAAGAAGCUCUGCGCCACAAUUUAUUACCCACUUUACAUAUCUUUCCCCGUCAAAACGUCACAUUUCAGUCUUUCUUUGAUAGAUGACGGAAGUCUUUUUGGACUGCGUAACGAAAAAGGCCUUUUAUCGGUUUUCUUUGAAUUUUGA
This is a messenger RNA of Trichomonas vaginalis G3, 1179 nucleotides long. RefSeq lists its product as uncharacterized. The coding region runs from base 1 to 1179 and encodes 392 amino acids. The record is from RefSeq and is a predicted model, not a curated record. The transcript has a single exon. Lineage: Eukaryota; Parabasalia; Trichomonadida; Trichomonadidae.